Messenger RNA from Pteronotus mesoamericanus, 7164 nucleotides. Its product is annotated as KIAA0408 ortholog. NCBI's taxonomy places the organism in Eukaryota, Metazoa, Chordata, Mammalia, Chiroptera, Mormoopidae. The coding region runs from base 97 to 2457 and encodes 786 amino acids. The transcript has 6 exons. The record is from RefSeq and is a predicted model, not a curated record.
GUCUGGGCUGCUGCUGUGUGACACUGAGCUGAGCAGCUUUUUGAUUUGUGAAUGUGGUAAAGGUUUCAGAGGGACUUGUCAGUACCGCUCUGUUGAAUGGUUGGACUUAUUUCGUGUUUCUGUUUCUUGCAAAGAAGCAAGCUUCACCAAGCUGAGACUUUUCUCUUUAAAACGACUGGCAGUCCUGCCAUUGCUGGACUGGCCAGUGGUCGAACAUCCAUAGGAUUUCUCCCCAGAGCGAGAAGGCAAGUGAGACCGCUUCAAAUAAAACAACUCCAAGCUUCCAGGAAACAAAAACUAGAAGGCAGAGACGAGCAGAAACACCCCUUCACUAACACUCACGUGGUUGCCAUGGACCUGCAUAAGCAGUGGGAAAACCCAGAGACUGACUGGCACAAGGAAAAGAUGGAGUUGCUGGACCAGUUUGACAAUGAAAGGAAGGAAUGGGAGACCCAGUGGAAGAUCAUGCAAAAGAAGAUAGAGGAGCUUUGCCAUGAAGUAAAACUUCGGAGGAAAAUCAACAGGAGUGAACGUGCAAAGGUCAUUGAUCUUGAUCAUGAGAAGGCCAUUCAAGAUAAAGUGCUGGAAUCUUCUCCAAAUUACCCCAAUUCAGGACAAUGUGAAUUUACAAGGAUGAAUGGCAGGGAUGAUCUGGAAGAAGAAAAUAAAACAGAGCAGAGCUUACUAAGUGAAGGAAAUCAAAUGUUGAAGGAACAAAAAGCAACCAAAACAUCAAAGGUAGGGUUUAUGGACCCCUUGGCCACAGACAACCAAAAGGAAUGUGGGGCCUGGCCCGACCCGAGGACCCCUGAGGAAGCGAGCAAGGGCUGCUCCGGUGCCCUCAACACAGCUCUUGAAGAACUUGCCAAGGUCAGUGAAGAAUUAUGCAGCUUUCAAGAGGAAAUUCGAAAGCGGUCUAACCACAGAAGGAUGAAGUCAGAUUCUUUUCUCCAGGAAGGGCCCAAUGUAAAUAACGUGCCUCAUGGAGACCACAUGAUCAACAAUGGCCAGUGCAUUCUUCCAAUAAAUUUUGAAAAAGAAAAGCAGAAAAACAGAAAGAAUCUGAGCUAUACUAAUAUGCUUCAAAGCACUUCUAUGAAAAAAUGUGGAAUUCAUACAAUUGAUCUGCAAAGCAAUGAAACCCCACCAGUGCCCCCUCCAAGAAGCACAUCUCGCAAUCUUCCCAGCUCAUAUCCUGAACAAGCCCGUGAAAGUCGGAAGGAAAGUUUAAAUCACAACAGCCAGGGGGUCCAAGAGGGUCAAGGUGAAAGGAACUGCAGUCCUCACGUCCUUCUGAGGCAUGAUGAGAUGCCUACAUUGUGUCUAAAUGAUGGGAAAAUUUUGAAAAAUGUUACCAUGUUUUCUUCUUUGGCACCAGAAGCCAAAAUAGAUAACAAACCUCCAUGCAAAGAAAAUGUUGGAUUAGGCAUGUGGUCAUGCGACACUGUGAUAGGCAUGAAAAAUAACCCCUCUACCUUGUGGCUUCAGAAAACCUGUCCUACUCCUGAUAAGUCAGUAUAUGGAGAGAUGAUCCCAGAUCACCCUGCUAAAUCUCAUUCUGGCCUUUGUGUAAGCAAUGACUGUAGCUCCUUGGUGACAACGAGCAGUUUCCCACUUAGAAGUUUCAGCUGUGGCUUUGAAAGGACUACGAGGAAUGAAAAGCUGGCAGCAAAGACUGAUGAAUUUAAUAGAACUGUAUUUAGAACAGACAGAAAUUGUCGCAUAAUGCAGCAAAAUCAAAGCUACUCAGAAUCAUCUCAAGAUCUUAAGCCUUGUGAUACCUUGAUUACUCACAUGGACAACAUACCAGAAAAUGACAGUGUGUCUGAUACUCUGAAAACCGGUGCCCACAUGCCUGUGCCUAGAGAAAAUAUGCCUGAUAAUCCCACCAAUAAAUCCACAACAGGCCUAGACAGACAAAUGCAGGAACACCUAAGUCCUAGCAGUUAUUGGAAUAUGCUUCACGAGCAUGACUGGAGACCCAGUAAUUUGUCUGGCCGACCAAGAUCAGCAGAUCCUAGGUCAAAUUAUGGUGUUGUGGAAAAGCUGCUGAAAACCUAUGAGACAUCUACAGGGUCCGUACUGCAAAAUUCUAAAUGCUUCAAGGAUAAUUGGCCGAAAUGUAAUUCUGAUGUCAGUGUUGGGGAUACAUUAGGUCAGCAUUUAAAAAUAAUCCAAACAGAACAAGAGCUUCAAGGAAAAACAGCUAUGUGUCGGGCACAGCAAGGGAAGCAAGGAAUAGAUUGGAAAAAGAUAACAGAGGAAUCCAUGGCAGUGAAAUCUUCACAUGGAAAAGGAUUUUCCCGACCGGCUAGACCAGCAAAUCGCCGUCUCCCAUCCAGAUGGGCAUCGAGAUCUCCAUCGGCGCCCCCUGCCUUGCGGAGAGCUGCCCCCUGCUCUACUAUUUCUCUGCGAUCUGAAGCAUCAGUGGUCUGUGUCUCUGGCCUGGAUUGCUAGAUUUCCAAAAUCCCAACUGUCACACAGAGCAUUCUGAGAGUUUACAGGCCAUCCUGUCUCUUCUGUAUCUGUCAAGAUCAAUGAGACAAGCAAUUUAAAUCUUAACUUCCAUCAGUCUUCAGUGUUUUUAAUCUAUGGAAUAAUUCCUGUCUGUUGAUUUCUUAGAUAAGACUUUUUAAUGCCAUCCUCAUUAAUUUGCCAAUACAAUUUAAGUUGAAACAAUGUACUAUAUUGUAAAUUCUAACUUUCUUGCAAGUGGCAGAAAGCAAGGUUAUGUGCAUGGCCAUUUGUUUGCAGGUGCAUGUGUUGAAAUAGGAAGUAUCCUAGUAUGUAUUUAGAUAAGAAAACUUUUGUGCUAGUGUUGACUUUGAAAUUAUAACAUGUAUACCUACACAUUCUUUGUGUUUAUUUUAAAUUUUUGAAAAUAUAUGGUACUAUUUAUAUUUUGUAUACCUUUUCAUAGGUAUCCACUUAAAGCAUUUGAGGUACAUAUAUUAACUAACCACUUUCUUGACCCCAACCAUUUUCAAAAAUAAGAAUUAUACACAUAUCUAACAUUGGUAGAUUCCUAUAUACAACUCAUAAAUAAUUUCUUCACUCAUUUUAGGAUAGAACCAUCGAUCUCCUGUUUCACUCUUAAAUAAAUAAAAUUGUCACAGGUUUGAUAGAUCGGCCUCCUAAAGCAGACAUAAAAUGUUCACAAAAGCUUUUAUAUAUCAUUUGGUAGUCUAUUAUGGCUUUAAAUGUAUAUUUGAUCCUCAGAGACAGUAUCAUGAGACUGCCUUAUAAACAGCAUGACUUAAAAAUGAAUUUAUUUUGUCAAAUUCAAUUACAUUCUUUAAAUGGGAUAUAAGAAGAAAAUUAUGUCAAAUUCUAUUUUUGUUAUACUUGUAAGCUUGAGUUCAGCUGCUUUAUUUGGAGUCAUAUGUAUUUAGAGGUAAGUCAUUUACUUUUUUCUUUUUCUAAAAUUACUAGAUAAAAGAAUAAUUUACUUUUGUGAACAAGGAAGAUGAGGAAUGGUGUUUCUUAUGUAUUUCUUACAGUGUGCUACAUAAAAAAAAUGCCUUAAACUGAACUUUGGUACCCACGAAUAGUAUAAGGGCAGAAACAUGUAUUUUGGCCACAAAUGUGCAAACAGCAAACACAUAAAGUCUAUAUUGAGAACUGACACAAAAAAAUGAAUGUCGAGGUGCUUAGAAUCUACAUGGCAUCUCCUAGAAACAAUUUUGCUCUCCGUUGUCUCUGUAUAAAACCAACUAUGGUAUUAGAUACCAAGCCUAUUCAAGCUUUGCCUUUACUACCAAAAAGGUUAAGAAAUUCUUAUGACAAAGGUAUCCAAAGAGCCUUCUCUGUAUGAUACAUUCUAACAAUUUACAGAAAUUCACUUCAUAAUACACCAAGUAAAUAAUUUCCAAAUCCCAGACUGCCUUAACAGGCUCAAGACUGUUGUAUGGAGGUGGACAAUUUUACGCUUUUCAGUAAGGGAGUUUCCAGGAGUUGAGCUGAAGUAACUUCUAGAGUGUGAGGUUGGAGCAGAUGGAAAGUAAGGGCUAUCGAUCCACUCUUUUCAUUCUUGUUUCUUUCAAGAAUAUCCUUUUCCAUAGGAAGCCUAUCAGAGCAAAGUAAUCUAGGCACCAAGUGAUGUCAUUCAUAUUAUAUACAUCUCACCUCUAAGGGAGAAUACCCUAGGGAGGUGGUAGCCUUUGGCAUAAUAUCUUGGAUGUGUUAGGAAGAUGCUGUUGGGCAAUGUUGGAGAGCCUGCCCAAGAACUUUGUGACCUACCUAUUCCUCUACAUCGCUGUAUGCUGGGUAGUCUGAUGGGGAUCUGUGGUUCUGACCUUUAACCACAAGUCAGAAUAUUGAGGAUCCCUUCUACAAAAUUAGAUUACUGACCUCACCCCAUGAUUGCUAAAGAAGAUUUUCCGGGGGUGUGGAGUUGGAAUAUGAAGCUUUUAAUAAACAAAACAAGACAAAAAGCAAAAUAUUAGAUGAGUAGGAAGAUGCGGAAGAAAUAGCAUUGAUACCCAAGUGGAUGGGUGUCAUUGGGUUGUCAUAUUACUUCCCUGGAACUUGACUUUGUGAUCUGUAAAUUAAAAGUUAUAGAUCAGUCUUCAUAAUGUUAAGCCACGUUUUCUACUACCAAUUGAUUUAAACAGUGGGACACAUUUUAACAUCUCAUAUCGACUAAAAUCAUAGGACUUCAGAGCUAUAAAAAAGCAUCUAGUCAAACUCCUUGAUUGUAAAGAUGAAGAAACUGAGACAAAGAUUAUGUGAAUGUUCUCUUUUAGAGUAUUUUAUAAAUUUUUAUGGAAAAAACUCAUGUGAAUGAAAAUGAUCCUUGAAAAACAUUUUUUGAUGUGUUGGGAUUUUUAACCAGUACUUUUCUACUUUGGAUGGGCAAUUUCUUCCCGACACCAUACCCUUAAAUGCAUCAUUGCUGGAUUUAAGGAAUUUGUAAACAUUUUAGAAAUGUUUGACUGCAAUCACUUUUGUUAAUCGAAGUUUUCCCUAGCAGACUUUUGCAGGGAAAACCAUACGUUAUUUCAAAUGAGGAUUGCUAAUAGUACAAGUUAUCUCAGAAAGGAGUAAGAGUGCAGCAGAGAAGACAGCUUGAGGUCCUGUGUAUGUGUGCGUGCAGGGGUGUGCGCUGCACAGCAUUUGCACAGGUUCUCUGUAUGGCCUUAUGUCAAAGCCAAAUAUAAAAAUAUAAAUUAUGUUUGCGUAAUUCACUCAAACAAAAAUUAUAACUUUUAUUUGUUUUUACAUAGACAAUGAAGAUGACAAGAUUAUCAUACACAAAACAUGAUUUUCUUCUACAUAGGGGAUUUAGUCAGACCCCAUGUCAUCCUGAGAAAAUAUCUGGACCUAAAAAAAGGACAAUCUGAUUCCCUACAAAGAUUUUUUAAAUUAUUUUUAGGCAAAUUUGUGACAAACCACUACUUGAUACUGAUAUCUUCUUCAGUCAUUGGAAGGUACCAAAUAAAAUAGGCAUGGAAACACUUGCUGUGGCAUCUGUAAACAGAAUAUUUUGAUUUUCUUCCUUUUCUAUACUGGUCUUCAGGAAAGCUGAAAGUUUUUAUGAAGUCUAAACUCAAUGUGCACAUUUCAAGCUAACUUCUCCUAAAAUAUACUUUUAUUUCAAUCUUUGCAAGAUACUUUGUGUUAUAAUUAACUCAGUAAAUGAUUCUUUUAGUUAAUAAUAUCUGGAGUGAAAUAGUUAAUCUUCGAUGAAAGCCAGAGGACUACUUACAUUAUUUUUUAAAGGAAGUUACAUGUAGGAGUGAAAGGAGACAAUGGCCUCAAAAUGUUAAUACUCAAAAGGUAGACCACUGGGAAUAUAGGUUCUUCUUAGGAAAUUCCAGGAGAGAGAAGCUGAGACCAAGCAUGUCACCUGUUACAAAGGAAGCUGGUGGCUGUGCAGCCCAGAGAACGAAAGCUAAGUGAAUUUAACUCAGCAAAAACAAAUACUAGACUCUCCCAGGAAAAUCAAGGGCCUUGGAAAAGCACCACAUCAAGGAUUCCAGGGUUUCCCAUGCUCAGAAUUUAGGCAGGUGGUCAUUCUCAAAGAGAAACUUUAUAAAGUAGCCGAGACCAGACACUAGAUCCAGGGCAAGGGUAGAAAUGAAGUGUUCAGGGAAAGAAAGUGGCCAAAACAAGAGACUAGCUUUAGAAGCCCAGUCCUGGGAACCAGCAUGAAAGAAAGUUAGGAGAUGCAGCUAGAAGUAGGGUGAGAAAUUUUUACCCGAAGUAAAAAUGGAGACGUCUUCCCUGGCACACCAGAUCAUUACUGCAGUUAGGAGCCAAGAAGAGUUGGUCAGCAAGUGAAGGACCCAUUUUUUGGCUGAAAUAAGUGGAGGGUCAGUGCAGCCUGAGCUCUUGUCUGGAAUAUCUUUAGGAACUAGCAUUGAUAGGGGGCCAUCAGAGGACCUCACUUUGGGGAAUUUAAAAAGACAGGCAAAGAUGAUGAGGUGCAGACUGAUACUCUUCAACUUCGGUUAUUGUCAUUUUCUUGUGACUAUCACCAGAAUCUAAAAUUUUGUCUAAAUAACCGAAUAAAUAAAAUAAGCCAUCUCUACCUUCAUGUAAUAGAACAUAAGAGCAAAAUUAGACACCCCAGACAUUGAAAGUGGUAUUUUUCUCCAAUAAAAACUUAAAAACAAACACAAAGUAAAAUAAGUCCAUUUUUAGAAGAUUCUAGGAUAUCACACAAAAUUUUAUAUAUAAAGUGGGUCAGCAUAGAGGAAACUCAAAUUGCAUCUGAGAAUAAAAUAUAGUGUCAAAGAAAAAGAAAUGUCACAUGAUUAUAACUUAAGGAGGUGGGACUUAUUCAACUACUCUGAGCUCUAUCUGAAUGAAAAAGAAAUGGGCUGCAUGGAGUGGGGAAAAAGAUACCCCAAGAACAGGAAUAUCCAGUGUUGAUCCUCUGCUAUCUAGUGGAAAAGCACAGGGUCUGAGAACAUGAAAUUUCUGGACACAGGACUAUUUCCUUCUGUCAUGGGAACCAAAGGUGCCCCGACUGCUUUGUAUCACACAGAGCUCUCCAGGUCACCCAGUUCCAUCAGCUCACUUUUUCCACACUCAAACAGCAUUCGGGUUCUCAAAGUAACGACCUAGGUAUUUACAGAAAGUAAGAAAACAUCUAGAUCAGUGUUUCUUGAAUGUUUCCAGAACAUUUUCUAAUAGCAGAGAAAAUAACUGUCCAAAGGU